Cyprinus carpio (common carp) is the source of this 1440-nucleotide messenger RNA. RefSeq names its product transmembrane protein 186. The record is from RefSeq and is a predicted model, not a curated record. NCBI's taxonomy places the organism in Eukaryota, Metazoa, Chordata, Actinopteri, Cypriniformes, Cyprinidae. Gene Ontology annotation, cellular component: mitochondrion.
GUCGAUCUGGACUGUAAAUUCGGACGUUCAGAUCGCAGCCUUCUUCCGUGACGUCACGACACGCCCCCCGGGGUCACCUUUCACCUACUCACCUUGUGGACACCAUCAAACCGGCUCUGUGUACCAUCUAAACAACUGAUAAACGCGUGUAAUAAACGACCGCGUCGGGCCACCACGGGCGCUCUUGUGUACAGUCUAAACAUCGGUUUCUUCAUGUCUGCAAUCGUACCACUGAUUAAAGUGGAGAGUAAACACGAGCGCGCAUUCAAGACCAAUGUGCGCAGCUGUGACGCGUUCCGCGCACCACGUGGGAGCCGGCCAGGCUUUACUUGGUACCACAUUAACAGUUUGUUUGGGUCAAACUCGCUAAUCUGCGAUGCAGAUGAUGUCCGCAUGUCCCGUCUUCCUCUGUAUGGGUGCCGGUGUCAUGGUGCAGGACUCAUCUCACACACUCAUGUCCAACACAGCAGUGACCAGGUGCACGUGGGUCGACAGAAGCCCAUUACAUUCACACACGCGGUGUCAUUCAGUUCUGAUCUGGCCUCCAGAUAUAGUCUAAUUCACACUUUUCUGGCUAUCAAAGGCCUGCGGCUCUUUCUGGACUCAGACGGAUGCAUCACCGUCGUCUUACUGCCCACAGUGUACCUCUACCUGCAGGGACAGACGUCAGUGAUGCUCACAGGCAUAGCUGGGUUUGCUGUCAUCAUGCUGUACUCCAUAAGCCACUAUGUCAGGCGAGUGGUUGGCAUGAUGUACCUGGAUUCAACGCAGACCGUCUUAAAGGUGUCGCACCUGUCCUUCUGGGGUCACAGACGGGACAUGUACGUGUCCGUGUCAGAUGUCAUGACUCUGGGAGAGUCUGGGGAUACCAAAGGAGAACUGAUCCUGGGUUUAAAGCGCUACAGCCGUUCUGAUACUAUAUACUUCUCUACCAGACUGGGACGAAUGGUGGACAAAAAUGCCUUUGAGAAGGUUUUCGGGAGUCUGUCGUGAAUUAACUUUCUCCUGUUUUUUUGUCAUACGCCGCUGGAUAUUGUUUUGUCAUUUAAAAGUGACAAAUAAAGAUUUGAUAUCUUAAAGUUUAUGUAACAUUCAUGAAAAAUGAGAAUGGUGUAGAGAUCACGUUAUUAUGUAUUUUUGUAGGCCAACCUGGAAGUGCAUCACUGUGGUUCCUUCACAAAAAAAACCUAGCAUUGUUUUUCCAUCUGCUUUUGGGUUGCUGCAGAAAAUAAGCUCUGUGACCAAUAAAAGUUAACUGUUUCUUGUUAUAAUUUUAAACAGUAACAUUUUAACACUUGAAAACAUUGGUUAGAAGUUUAGAAACGUAAUCAGAUGUUAUCAGUUACAUUACUUUAAUAAAUUAAUUGAAACAGUUACAAGACUUAUUACAUUUAACAUUCAAGAAACCGAUUUCUUAAACUAUAAUUAUAACUGCUUUGA